Messenger RNA from Cyprinodon tularosa, 1470 nucleotides. Its product is annotated as jun dimerization protein 2-like. The transcript is spliced from 5 exons. Gene Ontology annotation, cellular component: nucleus. Gene Ontology annotation, biological process: regulation of transcription by RNA polymerase II. Lineage: Eukaryota; Metazoa; Chordata; Actinopteri; Cyprinodontiformes; Cyprinodontidae. Bases 193 to 684 code for a protein of 163 amino acids. Gene Ontology annotation, molecular function: RNA polymerase II cis-regulatory region sequence-specific DNA binding; DNA-binding transcription factor activity, RNA polymerase II-specific. The record is from RefSeq and is a predicted model, not a curated record.
AACCAUCUCCGCUCAGUCUUUUAAGCUGACUGACUCUAGACCUCAUCGCCGCCUCGCUUUUUUCCCUUUACUGCAGGAUUUUUUUUCUUCUUCUUCUGAUUUGGACGCAAAACAGGGCGUCCAAACACAGUUCAUCAUUGAUAGAAGACGACUGAUCAGUUCCCUCUGACGACGGCUUUGGCCGGGUUGGACAUGAUGCCGGGACAGAUACCCGACCCUUCGCUGGCGGCAGGCUCCCUGCCCAGCCUCGGCCCGCUGGCGGGCAUCUCAGCCACCACCCUCACCGAUCAGCUGAAACUGGCCGACUUCCACCAGUUGGGCACCAUGCUGUCGCCGCUGCAUUUCCUGGGAAGGCUGGGGAAGAGGCCGCUGGCCAUCAAGACUGAGAUGGACGAAGACGAAGAAAGAAGGAAACGAAGACGAGAAAAAAACAAAGUAGCAGCAGCACGAUGCCGAAACAAAAAGAAGGAACGUACUGACUUCCUCCAAAGGGAAUCAGAGCGUCUGGAAAUGGUCAACUCUGAGCUGAAGUCUCAGAUCGAGGAGCUCCGUCUGGAGAGGCAGCAGCUGAUGGUGAUGCUCAACCGUCACAGGCCGACCUGCAUAGUGCGGACCGACAGCGUGAAAACCCCAGAGAGCGAGGCCAACCCGCUGCUGGAGCAGCUGUCCACCGAAACCAAGUGAAGACGGGGGGGGAACGGAGGGCUCAGAGGGCCCUGAAAGCUGAGCUUGGACUGCCGAGGCAGACGUCUGAACAGACACAGGACUGGCAACAAUAUUCUGAACGAGCACAUGAGCUGUAGCCAUACUGCUACAUGGAGUCGGCUCUUUCCAUUGGGAGACUGGAAAACACACACAGUGCCUGCCACGUUGCUACAUCAUCCAUCUUUCCUCAGAGGGACCAAUGGCUGCAAAAGAUAUGGUUGGAGAAAGAUGCGAGGAUUCACACUAACAGCAACAUGGUGCUCUGUUACCAAAGCCCUGGGUAGAGAGAGGAGGUGCACAAGGACUUAGCAGUUCUACGGUCUUCCUACAUAUCCCAGUCAUAUAACCCAGGUGUUGAACUUUUAGGUUUCAAAACCCAGUUCAGAUACACCAGUGGGAGUACAGUUGUUCAAUGUUUUUUUUAUUUAGCGUUCUCUAUCCUGCCUCGAGGAUGGCAGGUACCGGUUGAUCCGAUUCGUGGUGGCGCUGGCGUCAUGGAAAGCACAUAUUCACACAAUGUUUACACUUAUUUUUUAGACUCGUGUUUUCAUUAUUGUACUUGUUUUAUACGGCUUUGUAUACAGAUAUGAAAUGCUUGUUAAUCACUUGAUGUGAUUUUUGUCUUUUUUUUCCCCCUAUCUGCCGCGUCAUGCUGACGGACAGCUGCGAAAAGAAGCAGCCGAGCGUCCGCUCUGCAUCUGUAUCUAUGUACGAAACUGCAUAUCCUGAAUAGAUUAAAGUUUAUUUUCUAACUAAAAAGGAAAA